AUGGUAUACGCGGUGAUCGACUUCCUGUGGUACCGGAAGAACGCCAACGGCUCCGGGGAGGACUCGUACGGCUUCGACAGCGUCGACCAGUGGGGGCGCCCGUUCCCCGACCCCGAGAGGUUCCCGUCGUCCGCCGGCGGCGAGGGGUUUAAGCACGUCGCCGAUAAGGUCCACGCCAUGGGCCUCAAGUUCGGCAUCCACCUCAUGAAUGGCAUCAGCACCCAGGCCGUCAACGCCAGCACCCCCAUCCUCGACGUCGACACGGGAAAAGCCUACGUAGAGGAUGGCCGGCAAUGGACGGCGAGCGACAUAGGCCUCACCCACAGGACCUGCGCGUGGAUGUCGAACGGGUUCAUGAGCGUAAACACCGACGCGGGGGCCGGGCGAGCGUUCCUCAGGUCUCUUUACCGGCAGUACGCCGAUUGGGGUGUCGAUUUCGUGAAGUUAGAUUGCAUCUUCGGCACAGACUACAGCCCGAAGGAGAUCAUGGCUGUUUCAGAGACCCUGAAAGAGCUUGAGCGGCCGGUCAUCCUGUCCAUCUCCCCCGGAACCGAAGUCACUCCGGCAUUAGCCGAGAACAUCACCCAGCACGUUGACAUGUACAGGAUAACAGGGGACGACUGGGACAGCUGGAAAGAUGUUCGCCCGCAUUUCGAUGUCGCCAGAUCAUUUGCCGAUGCGAAUAAGAUCACCGGAUUGAGAGGGAGGUCUUGGCCUGACUUGGACAUGCUUCCGUUCGGCAGGCUUACUGAUGCAGGUGUUAACCAGGGCCCUCACAGAAGCACUAACCUUACAUUCGACGAGCAAUUAACACAGAUGGUGCUUUGGUCGAUGGCCAAAUCCCCCCUCAUGUAUGGAGGUGACUUGAGGCAUCUCAACGAUGAUACAUUCGAUCUAAUCACCCACCCUACUCUGCUGAAGAUUAAUCACCACACUAAAAACAACAUGGAGUUUGGUUAUAUUCACAGUGAAAGGACUUCAGAACGCAAUGAACAUUCUGGUCGCUCGGACCUGACAAACAAUGGUGGAACUGUUCUUGGUCUUGCUACCUGCAACGAUAAGAACACCGGUGGAUGGCACAGUUCCUCAAAAGAUCACAUUUGCAGAGGCUUUGGAAUCCAGAAUGACAAUGCCUCAUUUUGCAUGUCCAAAGCAAAACUUCUUCCAACAUCGGAUGGAGUUACCAUGAGCGGUGUGGAAGACCAAGCGAAGUUCCAUCUGGUGGGUAUUGACACCAAUGAUGGUUGCUUGGAUGCAUCUGUCAGUCCCAUGUUCUCGACCUGCGAACAGCAUUCAAAGCAGGUCUGGGAGCUAACGGAGAAUGGACAACUUAAAAGCAGCUACUCAGGAUUGUGUGCUACAAUGAAGUCCAGCAAGGAAGGAGAGAGUGAAACUACUGGAGCACGAGCAUGGACAGCAACUGGAGACAAAGGAGAGAUCUACCUGGCCUUCUUCAACCUUGACACUGCGAGCAGGAAGAUUGCUGUAAGGGUGCCGGAUCUAGAGAAGGUUGCAGGGCAAAAGUUGGCAAGGAAACACCUGUGCACCUGCACUGAAGUCUGGAGUGGAAAGAGCCGGAGUCUCAUGAAGGGGGACAUCUCAGAGGUGGUGAGCGCACAUGGCUCCAUACUGUUUGAAAUCCAGUGUUGAGGUCUCCCUAAUGUUCGCUAGUUCAUCUUGGAACUUGGAAGCAUAGGACGAUUGGGUGUAAAUUCUUUAGUUGCUGUCAAUCCUUUGUAGAACAUAGUCCUAAUAAAGUAAGCAUUUUAAUCGAUACUAGCAAUGUGUAUGUGCAGUGCAUGUGUUGACAAAAGUAGACUAAUUAAAGCAUUAA
Aegilops tauschii subsp. strangulata is the source of this 1834-nucleotide messenger RNA. The record is from RefSeq and is a predicted model, not a curated record. Lineage: Eukaryota; Viridiplantae; Streptophyta; Magnoliopsida; Poales; Poaceae.